AUGGAAGCUUUAAACCGGGGUCCGUACGCCAAACUCCUUCCAUUAAAUAAUGGACGUUAUAAGAGAAUCGUGGAUCCCGUGACUCCCCAAAUAUUUUUAGAUUGUCAGGCCUGCUUUAAGGUGGAAUUGUUGAGGGAGGAGCACGAUUUCAACAGUUUAUCAUCUGAUCCGGGCUACCUUAUUAGCACCUCUUCUUCUGAUAAAAAUGUUCCCAUUGAAACAGUCACAGAUUUAAAUUCACCCGUGUUUACAAAACUAUACACAUCCAAACUGGAUGAUGAGAGAGAGAGCACACCCUCAUCAGUCUCCUCAAUGGACUCGGAAACUCUAGAAGAUUCAGAAAUAACGGUAGUUUCGGAAAACUCGUCGAUUUUCGAGCCUUCGGAAGCCAAUGAUGAGCAUGAAGAGGGCAAAGAUGCGGACUAUGAUCGUCUGCACAUGCCUAAACCUCCGAUGGUAAUAAGGGGGGGUGCCGACGGAUUGACUGAUAAAUCGAACUGGAUUAAGGACGAGCUCAAGCUCGAGGUGGAAAGUGACGAGGGCAUCCCCGUACUAUUCUACACCAAGAGCAGGGAGAAACCGGCUCUUCUUAUGUUGGCAAUAGACCAUAAGAUGCGCGUGAUUUACAUGAGGAGGAACAAGGUAACGAGAUUUUUCCCGAUCAAACUGAUAGACAAAAUUGUUGCAUCUCACCAGAUAAUAGAGGACGAGUUUUCCAAACAGAUCAAACACGACCCAAAUGUGCGAGUGAACAACAUGGUUUUAUUCAAUGCUUCUAAUUUCACCGACUGUGUGGCGAUUCAAUUCGCCCAGACCUCGGAUAAAAUGAAAUUCAUUGACGAAGUUUAUAGGAUUAAAAAUUUAAUCAGAAAGGGACUCUAA
Molecule: messenger RNA, 882 nt
Organism: Theileria orientalis strain Shintoku
Lineage: Eukaryota; Apicomplexa; Aconoidasida; Piroplasmida; Theileriidae
Exons: 1
Coding region: 1-882 (293 amino acids)
Source: RefSeq, a predicted model, not a curated record